GCUACUGAGUGAGAAUCGAUGGCGCAGAGGCCCGCCUGACAGGACAAUAAACCACAAAGAAGCGGUCUUAAAUCAACGUACUGGAAGUCUGUGGGGAGUGAUGCCCUGGCAGAGGGAGGAUCUGCCCCACUGUUUGGCCUUCCUGGCCUGGUGCCAGACCCCAGCCAGUCCCUGAACCCUGGACUACAUUUCCCAUGAGGCCCCCACAAGAACUCCACCUGUCUGCUCUGCGUGAGCCCCUCAAUAUAUGAGUUGACAUGGAGGAUGAAGAUGGCACUUGUUUACUUGAUGUGUUAUGUGAUCCCCAAGCCCUAAAUGACUUCCUCCACGGAGCCAGUGAGCUGGAGAAUGAGGACCUGCUCAUUAGCUCUGCCUCAGGGGAGCCCCCCCUCUUCACAGACGCCCCGAGCCCUGUUUCACUCUUGGCAGAUGACCCAAAUUGUCAGGACGCACCAGCCGCAGGAUGCGUGGACCUGUCCUUCCUGGAGGAGGCGCUUCUGGAGUCCCCAGAGCCCCGAGCCGACGAUGCAGGCCUCGAAGAGGAAGCCCAGGGAGGGCUGCUGGGGCCGGGCUGUGAGGAGGAGCCGGAGGAGGAGCCGGAGGAGGACGGGGCAGCCUGUGACAUCCUGCAGCAGAGCCUCCAGGAGGCUGACAUCACCGAGCAGACGCUUGCGCUCGAGGCGGGACUGGCACCGCCGACAGACUCCUCGCUGUCCCUCUACCAGCCUGGUGCCCUGCUGCCGUCGCCCCCGGUUCCGUACCUCACCAAGCCCCUUACCAUCUCGACUGCCACCUCUGCCUUGCCAAGGGAUACUCAGGCGGUCGUCGAGCCGCCCCAGCCGUCCUUACUCGCAGUGGGCCCAGGAUGCCCUUCUCUUAAGCCUGUUGCGCCGCAGUUUAUGGGGCUGCUGCCUGGACACGUGUUCCCGGCGCCAUCCCCAGAGACCAACUUCUCCCUGAGUCCAGUGCAGGGAUCCAGCAUGCUCAUCCAGAAGACCGUCCCCAGUAUCACAGGGCGCCCCAUGCUGGCUCCAACUGUCAGGGCCAACGCAAGCACAGCAGCAGCAGCAGUAGCAGCCCCCGGGAUCCUGUUCCAGAGAGGCCCUCUGCCAAUUCAGCCCAAGCUCCCGGUCAGCAUCCAGCCUCGCCUGGUGCAGAUAAGCCCCAAGCCCACUGCUGGACAAAAGCCCGCGCAAGCCGGCCUCACGUUCGUUCCCGGGACCACGUCAUCCAACAUCUUGGUGACAUCUCCUCCUGUAGGACCAAAGCAAGCGGCUCAGUCUCAGCCCACCACCAGCCUUCCCAAACCAGUCAGCCUUCAGCUGCUCAACCAGGCCGGCUCCUUCGUCAUCCAGCCGCGCGGGCUCUUCCAGGGACAGAACCAGUUCCUACUUCCUGGUCAGACUCCCAUGACCAUAGCCCAGCCAGCAUGUACAACUCAACAGCUUCUCACCCAGGCCAGCGCUCAGAGGCACCCCUCUGUACAGGGCGGCCCUCCAACAGCAGGACCCCUGGUGGACAGCUCCCAGAUCCUAACGGUCCCCCAGAGACAGCUGAACUUUGGCCCCGUGUUCACCACUCCCAGCGGGCAGCUUGCUCUCAGACAGGGGACCCUCCUCUCAGGGCCCCUGCAGUUGCAGUCGGCGCCCCCUGCUGUUUUCCAGGUGCCUGCACAGCUGGCCGGGGCUUACGCACCACAGGGUCAGGGCCAGCAUUGUCCCACGGUGGUCCACAACCCGGCACUGGGGAACCACAUCACGCUCAUCAACAGCUCGGCCAUGCUGGGCCCGGAGAUGACCUCCAUCUCCAUAGUGAACGGCCCCUCGGUGGUGCAGGGGCUUCCGUUCGGCCCACCGGCCCAUCGAGAGACGGCGCAGCCACUGAGACUGCCCCAGGCCUCUGUCCUGCUCCUGCCAGAGAGACCAGUCCCAGAGGAGAGGCCACCAGAGGAGCUACUCCAACUCGCAUCGAGUGGACAGCUUGUCCCUCCUGUGCCCCUGCACUCCUCGUCCAUGGCAGCGGGGAUGCAGCCUAGCAGCACUCCGCCAGUGGUCACUCUACUGCAGCCGAUGCCGGACACUCCACAGGCUCUUGAACUGUCUGCAUCCCCACUAACCAGCACUCUCAUGCAUCAGCCUGAGAUCCAGCAUGAGAAAGAGGGCAGACAGAGUCCCGUUAAUCACAUUUUUAUUCAACAUUUGCAACAGCAAACGCUUAAGCCUCUGAUCCCUUGCACUGACCCCCUGGCUACCUCUUUGCCUGCGCAAGUCACCACCUACCCCUCGCCUCAAACCAGCAUGGUCGAGGCCCAUCCUGCCCCGACGCCUCCUCCCACUCUCCCGCCACAAGCAGAGCCUCUCACCAUGACCCCAGAGCGGACAGCAAUGGCCGCUCCAGUGCACAGUGGGUCCUCCCCCAGUGACAUGCUGUCUUCACCCCCGCCUGUCCAGGCCUCGUUGGAAACCUGCGUGUCGGAGUUCUCUGUGGCCCUUAACGAGCAUUCCUCUGAGUCUCUGUGUGGAGCGACUGGCCAGAUAAGCCCACAAGUCUCUGUUGUGAGUGCAGUGUGCAGCAGCCUGUCGCCCCUGCCCAUUGGUGGGACAGAAGGUCCCAUGCAGCAGCAGCUGGUCUCUCAUCCAGCGCCUGAAGGCCUUAAGCCCGACGCUCCGCAGCUCAGUGCCUCGGCUCAGCACCAGAUUCCACACAGCAUUGAAACUGCAGUCCCUCCAGUGUCCAGCAGAGACAGCAGAGAAGUGUUCUGCCCCAGACCCCAACGCCUUCAGCUCUUAGGGACUCAAGGCUACAACCUGUGUGCCCAGACAUCAGCAUCUCUAACCCCAAAAACACAAGAGUCAAAGACACAGAUGCCUGUUCUUCAAUCAUUUGAGACAGAGGAGCCACUCACACAGGCAAUUCGUAGGCACAGGAUUCAGCUGCAAGUGUGUUCAGACCACAAAGCAGUUCUGAACCCCCAGCCACAGCAUCCAUUUGUGACGUUAGAGGACGCUGUGAGACAUCUACUGCCAUACCACACAUGUGCAGGGAGGUUUCCCAGUCAAAAAGACUUCAACUCAGUUGAUGAACAGUUUGAAGCGGCAUCAGCAUUUCUCUUCAAUUGCACCAAGAACAUGCAGAACAAAUACAGACAGCUGCUGCUGGCAGAGGCUCAGCAAGACAGCCCCUCCGCAGAGAUGGUCAUGUUGGAGAGGCUGUUCCUGCAGUCUGAGAGGUUUGCACUGGGAGAGGAGAGGCGCAAAGCACGGAGAGAUCCAGAAUCCUUCCUUAUGUCCCUGAGAAAGAGCUCUCCUCAUAACAAGGCCUCCUCCACUCCUGUGUCCCGUGGGGCGCUGGUCAGUCCUUCGUCCCCUCCGGCAUGGGCUCUCCACUCCGACCGGCCGCCGGGCCUGAAGACGUACCAGUCCAGCAGUCGGGGAACACUGCGGCUCACCAUCAAACACGAGUCGGGCUUACGUAAGGUGGUCCACAAUUCCGCCUGCGAGCCCGCAAAUGCUGCCCCCUCUGGACACAAGCGGCACUACAGCAGGCAGCUGGUUAAUGGUGGCGACAAACCGAGUGAGGAGGGUCAUGAAGGACCCUCAAGGACCCUUUUCUCUGGAGCUGUGCCACAGGAGAGGUCAAACGGACUCCAGUCCUCUCUCCCAACCCCAGAGGUCCAGUUGAGGCCUCUGCACUCAAACAGUGUCUCGCUGGUACGGACAGCACUGGAGCCGCAGCUGGACGAGCCCCCCCACAAAAAGCAUGUCAGCCCCAAGUCUCUGGGUCCCACCAUCACUCCGCCGCUCCCAGAGCCGUGUGGCUCUAGACUCAAACUGACCCGGCUGGAGUCCCCGCCGGCUCAUCUGGAGAGCCCCGGUCCAGCUCCUCCGCCUCCCCCUCCCCACGUCCCAUCUCUGCAGGAGGACAAUGCCCUGAGCGAGCAUCUGCAGAGUGCCAUUGACAGCAUCUUGGAGCUGCAGAGGCUACAGGGGUCUAGCCUGGGGCAGGCGCGGCUCCCCCAGGGACCUGGCCUGGAACAGCCCAUCGGCAGUAUGCUGCAGGGCCGACUCUGAAGGCAAAAGCCCCCGAGGCCGCACAUGGAAGAGAAGCUCCUCAGAGAAGUCUACUGAGCUAGGGUCACACACUUCCCUUCGAGUUUUCCCUGAGGCGCUUGGUUCUGUACGAAGCGAAAUGUAAGACUUUCCAAAUCAGCACUUCCACUGUUUUGUGAGCUCGGGCCCUGCAUCAAGUGCCACUCAGAGGGGCAGAGUGUUAGCAUGAGGGUGGCCCUGCCGUACUUGCCUGUCCCAUGGACCUUAAUGCUUCUUUCAUUUCAAGACAAACUACUGUUUCUUAGAUGGUAGCUAAAAAUUGUUUUAUGGUUUUCAAAAAGAGCAAAGCAUUAUACCAGGCAUCAUAUUCAUACAGUAUAUUUGCAAGUAGCUGUAUUAGGAGAAGUAGACUGAUAUCAAUUUGUUUGAUAGGUUUCAUUUUAAAGAGUUACUGCAGUAAAUUAUGUAUUAUUAUUUCUUGAGUGUUAAGUAAGAAAAGCAAUGUGCAUUUUGAGAAAUUUGUGCCAACCGUGAAAAAGCCUAGCUCUGUCUUGAACGACAGCCUAAUUUGCAUUUGCAGAGUGCCUGUGUUGCCAUUUCCAUGUGCUUUCUUAUAUAUGUGUGUGUGUGUAUGUGUGAGAGUGUGUGUGUGUGUGCGGGUGUUC
Alosa alosa (allis shad) is the source of this 4714-nucleotide messenger RNA. Its product is annotated as BRD4-interacting chromatin-remodeling complex-associated protein. Bases 258 to 4070 code for a protein of 1270 amino acids. Lineage: Eukaryota; Metazoa; Chordata; Actinopteri; Clupeiformes; Clupeidae. Gene Ontology annotation, biological process: positive regulation of DNA-templated transcription. The record is from RefSeq and is a predicted model, not a curated record. The transcript has 14 exons. Gene Ontology annotation, cellular component: SWI/SNF complex.